UCUCUACUUCUGGUGAAGGAUGACGAGCCAGCGGCGUGGGAUCCAUCUGGACCAAUCGGAGCUGCUUUGCACGAAAGGAUGUGGUUUUUACGGCAACACUGCUUGGCAGGGCCUGUGCUCAAAAUGCUGGCGAGAGGAAAAUCAACGAGAAAAGCAAAAACAGAUUCAAGAAGACUGGGCACUUGCUGAGAGGCUGCAAAGAGAGGAAGAGGAAGCGUAUGCAAGCCGGCAUCAGAAGACCCAAUCACAGUCGAACGUCACACCCUUCAGCAAGUUUGAAGAGAGGAAAACUAAGGAGAAGUCCAGCAAAGUCCACACAGUCACAAAGUUUUUCACUCCUUCCACUAAAACACCACCAAAAAAAGAUGCGUCUCCCUUUGAUGCACAGUGCAGCCCGAGCCCCAGCUCCUCUGCAAGCCGACAUUCCUCUGUGGACAGUGAUCAUGCAACGCGGGAGUUUAUUGAUUUUCUUAAGCCUCUGAAGUCUGGCAGGGAGAUCUUCAAACAAUGCCGGGCCUUCACUGAGGGCAUGGUGUAUAAACGGGACAUGGGUGCUGACGAGCUGUCAGAGUGUGUGCAGGACUUCUACCAGAACCUCUCUGACCGCCUCCUGACCCAGUUCAAAGGUUCAUCGGAUCACGUGGAGAGCGUUAUGGAUGAAGUAGAGAAGUACAUGAUGACUCGUCUCUACAAGGAAGUCUUCUGUCCUGAGACCACUGACGAUGAGAAGAAAGACCUGGCCAUUCAGAAAAGAAUCAGAGCCUUGCAUUGGGUCACCAUUGAGAUGCUGUGUGUUCCUGUAGACGAGGAGAUCCCUGAAGUGUCUGACAGUGUAGUCAAAGCCAUCACAGACGUGAUUGAAAUGGACUCCAAGCGCGUCCCUAAGGACAAGCUGGGGUGCAUCACUCGUUGCAGCAAGCACAUCUUCAAUGCCAUCAAGGUCAGCAAGAAAGAGGCUGCGUCCGCGGACGACUUCCUCCCCACGCUCAUCUACAUUGUGCUGAAAGCAAACCCUCCGAGACUGCAGUCCAACAUCCAGUAUAUCACCCGCUUCUGCAACCCCAGUCGGCUCAUGACAGGAGAGGAUGGUUACUACUUCACUAACCUGUGCUGUGCAGUGGCCUUCAUCGAGAAGCUCGACGGUCAGUCUCUGAACCUGAGCGCUGAGGAGUUUGACCUCUACAUGUCAGGCCAGGCAUCUCCUAACUGGCCACAGGCCACUGGAGCUUCUUCCUGCUCCCCAGGCAGCGCAGCUCUUAAUCAGGUCCACAAACGGCUGGACCUGCUAACAGGGCUCGGGGAAAGGCAGGAGCGGGUAAUGGAGAAGGCUCGUCAGCUGGAGAGCGACCUCAUCGACUGGACGGAUGAAGUGGAGCAGAAGGUGCAGAGCGUUCUGGAGAGCUUUCCACCAGAGACACAAAACCCUCCUGCACCCACAGCUAGCGGGACAGCGUCUGCAGCAUCAUCGGCAAUCGACGCCGAUAACGUUGAGAAUGAGCUCCUGCCACCACCACUGCAACCGCAAGUGUUUGCCGGUUGAUGUGAAGAGCUCUGCUCUAUUAAAAAUCCUCUAGAGGCUUUACUCCACCCUCCUUCUUUCCCCUGCUGUUAAACUUUGCUGUCCGUAUGCACAUACAGCAACUAUCCAAUAUGGAUCAUUUCAACUCCAGCCAUCGCUAUUUCCCUGAAACUGCACUGAACAGUGACAGAAAUGUUGAAUGUUUUGGCAAACAUGAAGCUGUUAGCUUAUCACAAAGGUAAGAAACAGCUAACCAGGCUCUGUCCAAAGUGCACCAAUCAACACAUAAUAUCUCCUUUACUUUGUACAAAGAAUGAAGUAUAAAAAUGACAAGUAACUUGUUGUUUUGUGAGCUUUCGAGGUGCUAGUAGUUGAAUUUUUGCUGCCUGUGGACAAAGCCUUGCUUUCUGUCUUUGUGGUAAGCUAUGCAAACAUCUCCUGGCUUCAGUUUUUUAUGUAACUGACAUUCAUGCGAGUGGUAUUGAUCUUCUCAUCUAACCUCUUCUGUCAAAAUUUCAGUGCAGUUUCAGGAUAGGCAGACAUGACCCAGUCAUGUCCUUUGGUUUUCCCAGGCUAUCUCGGAAAACCCCCCCCCACCACUCCAACCCCUGGACUUUUGUUUCCUCCAAGUGAGAUGUGCAGGGAAACCUUCCACAGUGUGGCGUCCAAGAGGCAUCCUGACGAGAUGCCCAGACCACAGAGUGACUCCACUCCAAGUUCUUCCCGAGCACACUUGUUGGUCAUCAACAAUGGCAUCUUCAGUACCUCAAUACUUCUUCAUCCUUGUUAUUGUUGUUAGAUUUGUGUCGACGGGAUAAAUGUUUGGCUGUGAUUUUUAAACAUGCAUUACUCGCCUCUUUUCACACAAGGUUGUUGUGAUGUCUCCAGGUGUGAGGACGCAGACUUUAAUGCCCAAGUAACAUGUAGUAACACGAAUAACAGGAUUUUUUGACCAAGUAAAAUGUUUUUGCAAGAGGAAAUUGAGAAAUCUGAAAAAUCGAAACUUAACUUCCCCCACACUAAAAUAACCCUCCAGCUCUUGCUCGUGAUUAGUGCCGUAUUUACUGUGUAUUACCCAGUCCUGCGGAGAAAUAUCCGGAGUGAAAGAGAAGUGGGUGUGUGGCGGUGGUGCAUGUGGGCGAGUGUGAGGGUGUGUUGCAUGGACAUAUCCCAUUAAUGUCAGUGAAUCAUAAAGUCCUCCAGUUGUGUGUCUGGAAAAUGUAGUCUUGUCUUUCAUGCCAGACGUCCCUCUCCAGUCAUAAGCUGGAUGUACAGAAGUGAUUUUAUUUUUCUAUAGAGUGGCAGGUAUCAAUUCUUUUGGAUGCAAUAGGAGAUAUUAAUCCUGUAAUAUUUACAGUAGCAAAGAGCAUUGCUUGAAGACAUAUGACAUGAAUUCUAACGAUUGAAUAGUUAAAUUUUUAUGUAUUUGUUUGUCGUCUCCAGAGGGUGUCAAAAGCAUGUCCCGACCAAAAAAAAAAAGAAAAAAAAAUCUGAUUCUUCUUUUUGCUCUGUUGGACAUGUUGGAUAAAAUAAGACAAAGAUGAUGAACUCAAGACUUAAAAAUCACUCCUAAGGCCGGUCGCUUCACUAGUGCAGAGGACACAACAUAGCAUAAACAGCUUAAUUUAUUUUGAAGCACUUUUCCUCCGUUUUGAUUUUAAAGCCCUUUUAUUUUUAAUGAAGGAAGUCAUAUUCAGCUGAAAGGAUAAAUGGUGUUGUGAGCUGUUUGUUUGGCAGCCAUGUAGCAGAGGAAAUGUUUUGUUUUCCGUUAACUCACGAGUGAAGGUUUCCUUAUGUUGCUAGGUUUGAUUCUUUUUAAAUAAUUCUUAUUUGCAGCAGUAUAGUCGUCGUGCAGUUGGGAGUUUCACUUGAGAAAAGACUUUGAAAGCAAAAUUAAACAACAGCUUGAAUAAUUUUCAUAUUGCACUGUAUCCAGAAGCCAUUUAUCAGGUAUUUUAAAGAAGUUUAAAACAUCAUCUUUGUAACCUUAUAGGUUUGUUAUUGUAUCACUUGGGAGAAAGUAACUCAAUACUGUCUUUUAUUUAAAUGUAAGUUAUUGGGGCAGUAUUGGUUUAUUUGCAUCUGUGGGUGUGUGAUGAUUAAUAAAAAGGAAUAAAUGCACGUGC
Messenger RNA from Larimichthys crocea (large yellow croaker), 3645 nucleotides. RefSeq names its product RAB guanine nucleotide exchange factor (GEF) 1, like (gene rabgef1l). The transcript is spliced from 8 exons. Bases 20 to 1540 code for a protein of 506 amino acids. Gene Ontology annotation, molecular function: zinc ion binding; DNA binding; guanyl-nucleotide exchange factor activity. Gene Ontology annotation, biological process: vesicle-mediated transport. The record is from RefSeq and is a predicted model, not a curated record. Lineage: Eukaryota; Metazoa; Chordata; Actinopteri; Sciaenidae. Gene Ontology annotation, cellular component: endocytic vesicle; cytosol.